CCACCCCCAGAGCGCAAGAUGGAGGUGACGGGGUUAUCAGCGCCCACUGUGACCGUUUUCAUCAGCAGCUCUCUCAACAGCUUUCGCUCGGAGAAGCGGUACAGUCACAGCCUCACCACAGCUGAAUUCAAGUGUAAACUAGAGCUGGUGGUGGGCAGCCCUGCGUCUUGCAUGGAACUGGAACUUUAUGGAGCUGACGAGAAGUUCUGCAGCAAGCUGGAUCAGGAGGAUGCCCUACUGGGCUCCUACCCCGUAGAUGACGGCUGCCGCAUCCAUGUGAUUGACCACAGCGGUGCCAGCCUUGGGGAAUAUGAGGAUGUGUCCAAGGUGGAGAAAUACAGGAUCUCACAGGAAGCCUAUGACCAGAGGCAAGUCUCAGUCCACUCCUUCCUGAAGCGCAGCAAGUUAGGCCGAUACAAUGAAGAGGAGCGGGCACAACAAGAGGCUGAGACCACCCAGCGCCUCACGGAGGAGAAGGCCCAGGCAAGUGCCAUCCUUGUGGGUAGUCGUUGUGAAGUGCGGGCACCUGGGCAGCCCCCUCCGGGGACCAUCAUGUAUGUAGGACUCACAGAUUUCAAGCCUGGCUACUGGAUUGGUAUACACUUCGAUGAGCCACUAGGGAAAAACGAUGGCAGUGUGAAUGGGAAACGCUACUUCGAAUGCCAGGCCAAGUACGGUGCCUUCUUCAAGCCGUCAGUUGUGACCGUGAGGGAUUUCCCUGAGGAGGACUACCGGUUGGAUGAGAUGUAAUGCCCAAGGAAGGACAUCCUCUUGCUCCAACUACCUUGCCCACU
Messenger RNA from Myotis myotis, 794 nucleotides. RefSeq names its product tubulin-folding cofactor B-like. The record is from RefSeq and is a predicted model, not a curated record. Gene Ontology annotation, cellular component: microtubule plus-end; nucleus; cytoplasm. Gene Ontology annotation, biological process: cytoplasmic microtubule organization; post-chaperonin tubulin folding pathway; tubulin complex assembly. Gene Ontology annotation, molecular function: microtubule plus-end binding; alpha-tubulin binding. Lineage: Eukaryota; Metazoa; Chordata; Mammalia; Chiroptera; Vespertilionidae.